UGUAAAACGUCCAUCUAUACUUUUGUAUAGCAUACAUCCUAUCGCCAUUCCUACUGCUAUUGUCAUACUUGUAUACUUGUCUAUGUGUACUUCCCUGUGUCACACCCUCGUGUAUCGUGGUUUUGUUUUUCCAUUUCCAAGUUAAUAAUCAGCGACUUAUUGAAAUUCAUCUUGAAUUAAUUUCUGUUUUUGUUAUAUUUACAUUCUGACUGUCAAAAUAAACCAAAAUUUAAUCGCCAAGUGCUUUUCAUUUUUCAAAUUACUCUGAAUAACUACCAUGUCUGACACGUCUGAAAAACUCCAGGAACAAGAAGUGAUGAAUUUGGUAAUUUAUUGUCAGCUGCCUUAGAUUAUUAAAUUCAAUCUCAUCCAUUAUGAAUCAUUUUGUUACAGGAUUUUACCGAAGUUGCACAAUCUCUGCAUGAACCAAAUAGCAGUCAAGUUACAAAUAAUAUAGGUAAUAUGCCAAUAAUUUUGUAUUUUGAUGUCCAAAAUUAUUUUUAAUAUAUUUUACCCCAUAUUUUUUUAUAGUAUUGAUAUUAUCAUAGGACAUUGGUAGAUACAUAAUGGUUUGGAACAAAUCUAGUUAUCACCCCCUUCAAAUUUUGUAUUUUCUUUUCCAGAACCUAUGUAUUUCAAUGUUUUAAAAAUAAUGAUUGAAACUUUUUUUUAUAGAAAUCAUUAGUUUUGAAGUUUGAAUAUUAUGUGUAUUAUGUUAAUGCUUAAAAAUUCUUACUGGGCAAACAUAUAUACAUGUCUAGGCCACUUCAAUUUUUACCAUUUCUUGAUACUAUAUUGAUAGUUGUAUUCUUAAUUACAAUUUUUGUUUAGAGAAGUAUAAACACAUACACAUGGACAAUACAUUUAUAGAAACUUUUGUCACCGAAUUAAUAUCCCUUCUAUACAUAUUUUUUUUUAAAGGAAAAUAUUUCUACCGAAACACUUACUAAAAGAUAUUAUUGUAUAAUUUCAAUGGUCAGAAUACAGGAUUUUCAAAUGGAAUGAGAAAGGCUCAGCUAAAACAAAUGUCUUGCAAAAUACAUAGUUUUUAUUAAAAAAAAUUUUUUUUUUUUAAACCGCCCGAAAGAUUUUAUUGCAACGAUCAAAAUAAAUCUAUAACAAUACAUUAUCAAAGGUGUACAUAAAUACUUGUGAUGUAUUUAUACACAAAAUAAAAUAAACGUCUGGAAUCUCACUCCCAGUGGAGUGGCCCCGAUCCUAGUCUAAGAGUCUUUUACUAAGUCAUAUGGUCUUCGACGUUUGAGACGCCUUAUGUCUAUAGAGUUUUCUAGUAGUUGAAUUGAUGCUGGAUUGGUAUAUUGAUCCAGUCUUUCCUCAUGUUUGUGGGCAAACUUGGUGAUCUUGUUCUGGACAAAGUUUAUCAUCAUAUCUUGAUGGAUAAUGUUGUUCCGGUCAUACCGGUAAGCUGCGACAAUAGUACGGAGAGCGAUUUUCUGGCAACAUUGUAUAAUCUGAAUAAUGGACUUGCUGGCACAACCCCAUAGUUGAAUUCCAUAAGACCAUAUUGGUUUAAUUAUCAUUACGUACAAAAGGCGUUCACUUCUGAGGUCUAGUUCGAAAUUUUUUCUGACAAGCCAAUAUAGUUGUCGCAUUUUCUUCUUAAUUUGCAGUUUUUUCUGUCUAACGUGGUGCUUCUAGGUGAGCCGAGAAUCCAGAUACAUACCUAGAUAUUUUGCUGAGUAACUCUAUGGGAUGCUCUACUGAUAUAGUAAUAUUGGUUUAUAGAUGGUUUUACGCCAUGUAAUUUAUGUGUACCGAUUAUCCCUGUUAAUUUUAAUCUUCCAAUGUUUCGUCUAGUUGGAAACAUUGUUGGUGGACCUUUAAAGUAAAUCAGUCACAGUCUGCUGGUCUUUAUUUGUUGUCAUUAUUGCUGUGUCAUUAGUAAACAUGGCUAUCUUUAUUACAAUAAUUAUAUUUAGUUGAAUAAAUAGUGUAAUUGUGUAAUGAUUAUUUGAUUAGUAACUAGUAGAAUUACUCAGUAUUUCUCAAGCUCACCUUUAUCCUUAACAUAGUAAGUAUUUAUUUCUCAGUAAUUUAUCUUUUAAAAAGGAUUGUUCCUUGAUUAUGACAACCAAAUUAAAUAAUAGUAACUAGUUUUUUCAUGCUUGUCUUCAAGGUAAGCCAUAAAUCAACAAAAAAAGUUCAAUAUUUUCAUUCCAAAAAUACCAAUAACUAGAUAAAAAUAUAGAAAAUUAAUCAAAAAAUAAAGAGGGUCAGCCACUCUUUAGUGGUUAAACUUUUGAGAUAAAAUGUAGACAGUGACCCAUCAUCUUGUUUUGAACAUCAUGUGUGAAAAGUUUCAUCCAGAUUGGAAUAAAAUUGUAAAUUUGUAUAAAAAGCGAACAAAUCAAAUUUGAUUUUAUAUAUACAUAAUGUAUUUAAAUUAUCUCUGUAUGUGUUAUAUAUAGAGAUAAUUUUUCAAUGCUGAAUAGUUUAUAUUAUUUUAUGUUUUUAUAUUAAACAUGUUUAAUGGACUAUGGGGUAAAUAAACAUUUCGUUCCUGUCAACAAAUUCAGUUUUAGACAUCUUGUCCACGGUAAGGUCCACCUCAUCUAACUUAAAUCAACAUUAAACAAGUUUAAACAUAAAAUUAGAAAUAAAUAUUAUUUUGUUCAAUUUUAAUGAUAGAUAAUUUACAACUUCAUGAGUGUAAAUGUGUUCAUAAUUAUAAACAAAUAAAAAGACUGAUAUACUUGACACAAUGGGUGGACCACUGCUGUAGAUGAAAAGUUUGGUAGGUAGAAUAUAGAGGAGAGUUUAAUAUAUAUCUGUAAGCAAAGAUAAAUAACUGAUAACGAAAAAAAAUUCUGAGUAGAGCUCUGUUAAUAGUAUUAAUUUUUCAACAAUAUAUAUGUAAUAUUAUAAUAGAAUAAAUAUAUAUUGAAAGAGUUUAAUGUAAACUCAUUUAUUUUUACUACAAAGUACAACUUCUAAUAAACUUAAUAUUCAAUUUUUAAUAAUUUCUGUUUAAUCAAACAAUUUUACCUCAGAGUACUUACCUAAUAAAAGUUAUAUAAAUUACGAAAAAAUAAGACUUGAGAUAUUGUAGGUAUUUUUCAAGAUAUUUUAUUUUAGGAGAUUAUUUUUUUAAUUUCCAAGAGGUUUUCAAAAUAUCUGAGAAAAUGUAUAUAUCUAAAAAAAAAAUGAGAAAUUUAAAUAAAUAAUGCUUUUUAUUAUUUGUUUCAAUUCAGUUAAAAAAAAUUGUAGAGAAUUGAAAUUUAGGCAGAAAACUUAUAUUUGCCUAUUUUUACAUGGUAAAAAUGCAAAAACAUUUAAGCCAUAUAUUAAAGCUAUUUAUAGACACUUAAUUUUGUGAGUAAUUUUUAUUCUGUAGGUACUCUGUGGAUAAAAUUGUUAGGCCAAACUGAAAUGCUUGAAAAUUGAAUAAGAGGUUAUAAUUAUAAUUAAUUAUAAGUCCUACUUUGCAGUCAAGACAAACAAAUUUAAUUUAAUAUAGUAUAUUUUUUUCUAAGAAUUUUAAUAUUAAAUUUUGACAAAAAUUGUUUUAGUAAAAAAUGAUGUGGAACAAAUCUAGUUACUACAGGUUCAUACAUAUUGUUUCAAUAUAAUAUGACAUAUAUAUUUUUGAAAAAGCAAUAGGUACUAUUAAUCGAACUCCGCUCAGAAUCGUUUUUCAUUAGCAAUGAUUAAUUUUUGCUUACAAAUAUAUAUUAAAUUUCUUUCUAUAUCCUAUCUUCCCAAGUUCAUAUCUACAACAAUGGUACACUCAUAAAGCUAAUUAUGUUGCUAACCUACCUUUUUUCUUAUCAAUCAUUAAUAUUGAUUUAAAUUAUUCCCCGUGCUUCUCCAGUUUAAAUAUUAAAUUGUUAUAGUUCAUAAAUAGUAUCUCUGAUAAUAGUAUUAUCUUCAACAAAUUUUAGAAAUGUUUUAAUCUAAAUUAUUUAAAAGAGAGGAGGGAAGGUUACCAUUUGAAAAUUUAAAAAUUUAAAGUUAGUAUACAUAUGUACAAUACAAAUACUAAAGACCACCAUUCCUAAAUCAGAGGCAAUAGUAAUAAUAUUUAAGGCUGUGAAUUUAAUGCAAUGAAAACCCUUAAAAAUGCAUUUAAUUUGGUUUAUAAUUAAAUUUUUAUAUUUAUUUUGAAAAUUGAACAGGAGGUUAAUUAUAAGUUGGACUUUGCGAUCAAAACCAAACAAUUUAGCUUAAUAUAAAUUUUCUUCAUAAGAAUUUUAAUAUCAAAUUUUGAUAAAAAUUGUAAACAAAUCUAGUUACUGGUCCAUACAAAUUGUCUACUCAUUCGUAUGGACUGUUUUAAUCGAAAAUACACAUUAUAUCGGAACUUUAAAUGGCUAUUACUUCAAAAGUUAUGAUUUUCCCCAAAACUUUUGCUCAAUUAUUUUUAAACUAUUAAAAUACAUAGGUUUCAAAAAAAAUUUUGAUAAAGGUGCUAAACUAGUUUUAUGCCAAUAGUUAAUACCAGCCAUACUCAACCUUUAUUUUUUACUUAGACCAUAUAGGUGGCUUCUUAUUUUUCUUAAGAUAUGCAAGACACAACAUAUUGAUUAAAGUGACUAAAGAGAAAUAAAAAAACCUACCUAGCCCAACAUAUGAUAUUCAUCAUUGUAGAUAAUAUAUUUUAUUUGAGGAUUCAUCCAAGCUUUAUAUAGAAUAGAACCUACUUUCAUUUGUCAUAUUUUAAGAAUUAAUGGGAGUAAUAUGAUGAUGAUGAUGAUAAUAAUAAUAAUGGCAGCUAAAAAUUAUUUUGUAUCGUUUUUGAAAAUAGUAACAUUAGUUUUUAUUUUAUGUGUUGCAGAACCAGAAGACCAUAGCCAGACAAGCUGUACAGCAAAACGAUACAAACUUGACAAAAAUAUUGAAGCAUCAACCUCAAUUGUUACACUUCAUUCAAUACAUACCAGUGGAACCAAAGAAUCUAAUGACAUAGAUAGUGAAGAAGAGACCAUAGAACAAAUUGAUAAUGGUAUUUCUGAACCUCUCCAUGAUACUGCAAUUUUAAUAAUGUCUGUCGUGUUAAAAGAUAUUGAUCAUGCUUUAUAUAAUUUUAUUCUUUCUGAUAAAAGAGCACUGAAAUAUAUAUUAAGUGGUAAAGUACUGAAUCUUGAAACUGAAAUGACUGAUUAUCAAAAAGAUAAUCCUUAUGAUCUAAAAGAAAUUGAUGAAAUUGUUGAUCAUGUAAUUAUUUUUGGUGUACGUUUUUAUUUAGUAAAAUGGAAAAAUUGGUCUAAAGGUUUUUGUACAUGGGAAUGUUUUAAUGAUAUAUGUAAUUCACAACAUCUUUUGGGUGAUAAUGUAAAAGAUAAAACAAAUGAUUCAAAACAAUUAAGAAAAAUAGAUGGAAUGCAUAUAAUAUUAUCCAGAAGAUUUGUUUCAAAGAUGUUUAAUUUAUUUAGAACUGAAGAUGGUCUAGCUUUGCCAACAAUUUCUAUUGAAGAUCUAUCUGGUUUAUUCGAUAACAUCAAUAUUGGUUGUGAAAUGAGACAAAUGGCAUUUAAACGAAACUUGGAUUCAUACUUGGGUGUAAUUUCAUUGAAUUGUUUCCAGUAUAUUCAAUCAAAUGAACUUAAACAGUGGGAGAUCACUAUAAAUGUAUUAUCAAAUAGUUAUAAUAUCAAAGUAGAAAAUAAUAUGGAUCUUGAAGGACCUCCUGAUACCAUUGUAUAUGCCACUAAAUAUAUUUAUGGAAAAAAUGUCAACAUAUCAAAUGAUCUGGUUAUUGGUUGUGAGUGUACAGAUAACUGUAAAAAUAGCACAAAAUGUUGUAAUGAGCGAGUUGGUUAUUCCAGACUUUAUGAUUCAAAUAAAUGUAUUAUUGUGGACCCUGGUUAUCCUAUUUUUGAAUGCAAUAAGAAUUGCAAAUGUAAUACUGACUGUUAUAAUAGAGUUGUACAGUUAGGUAGUACUGUACGUAUUUCUAUUUAUAAGACAGAAAAAUGUGGUUGGGGUGUCAAGGCUUCCGAAUACAUUGAAAAAGGAAGGUUUAUUGCAUUAUACACAGGGAAAAUAAUUACAAUAGAAGAAUCUAAAACUAGAUUAAAAGAAAAUGCUUCUCUUUCAGAAUACAUGUGGAACUUAGACUUUGAUGAUAAACAUAAUUAUGAAUAUAUUAUUGAUGGGUCAAAGUAUGCCAACUUCACACGUUUUAUUAAUCAUUCAUGCAACUCUAAUUUAAAUGUUUAUACAGUACGGAUAAAUUGUUUGGAUAAAACUUUACCAGAAUUGGCUCUAUUUGCAAGCAAAAAUAUUUUGACUGGUGAACAGCUAACUGUGAAUUAUUUUUUUGGGAGCAAUAAAAAUAAAAUUGGGAAAAAAACUGGCAUUAGAUGUCUAUGUAAUGAGAAGAAUUGUCAAGGCUACUAUUUUUAAUAUUUCAAUUAUAUUUAUCAUUUAAUACCUAUUCAUAUUUUAGAUUCUGAGCAGAAGGAGG
This is a messenger RNA of Cinara cedri, 6427 nucleotides long. Lineage: Eukaryota; Metazoa; Arthropoda; Insecta; Hemiptera; Aphididae. The record is from the annotation of a GenBank genome assembly.